AUGCAGCUAUUGCUCGUGGUCCUGGCCGCUGUCUUCCAGGCAGCGGUUAGCACCGCAUCGUCGCUCACUCCGCCUGUAAUUCCUUUGAUCGUACGAAAUCCAUAUCUGAGUACCUGGCUUGCAAAUGCUCGGGAUACACCUUGGUCAAAAUGGCCCAUGUUCUACACUGGAGAGGAGGUGGGCCUUUCUUUGAUGGCUCAUCUUCCAAGUCAGAAUGCCGUUUACCCUCUUCUUGGCAAGCCCCAUGAGUCUUUGGAUAAUAAAGCAGGCUAUAAGAUCAAGUUCCCUAACUACCUUGGCCUGAACUAUGAUGCCUCAACGACCAAUCUGACCUACCAUAUCGACACUGGUUCUGCAAACCCUAUCGACGUUACAAUUUCAUUCCUUUCACCUAUUACGCCAACUUCAACUCUACGUCAAUCAAUUCCGGCCUCCUAUGUUACAAUCGAUGUCCAAGGUGAUGUCGACGUCAGUAUCUAUAUGGAUGUUGACGGCCGUUGGGUCAGCGGAGAUACUGGCAGUAAGAUUACGUGGGAAUGGGGUAGCUUGUUAAAGACAGAGAAUGAGGAACCUGCCCUUAAUCGAUGGCAAGUGCAAAGGGAGACUGAGCUUGAACUCUCGGAAAUCCGCGACCGUGCGGAAUGGGGCACUCUUCAUUUCACUGGACCAUCUGACGCUGGAUUCCAGUCUGGAGAUGCGACUAAUGUACGCCGAGCCUUCGCUAGCUCUGGAGCUCUGCAAAACACUAACGAUGAGAAAUUCCGCCCUAUUCGGGAUCGAGCGCCGGUUUUUGCGUUCUCCAAGUCUUUCCACCUCGGCCAUUCAUCCAAGAGUUACGCCGACAGCGUAACAUUCACUCUUGCUUUCAUCCAAAUCCCCGUUGUUCAGUAUGCGUCAUCUCGUGGCCUCACCAUGAUGCGACCCUUAUGGGAAUCUUGGUACCCAACAACUGAGGAACUUUUGGAUUUCCAUUACAGGGACUAUGCGGCAGCUAGUUCCCUAGCUUCCAAUUACUCGCAGCAAUUGGCAAAGGAUGCGUACUUGUCGGGAGCCGAGGACUAUGUUGAGAUUGUUGCCCUAACUGCGCGGCAGGUCAUGGGUGCAACUACCUUUUCAGGAACCCCGGAAGACCCAAUCCUGUUUCUAAAGGAGAUCUCCUCGAAUGGAAACUUCCAAACUAUCGAUGUCAUCUUCCCUGCGUUCCCAUUCUUCAUGUACACGAACCCCCGGUGGCUGGCGUACCUUUUGGAGCCGCUAAUCGAGCACAUGCUGAGCGGGCAAUACCCUAAUAAAUAUGCGAUGCAUGAUUUGGGUACACACUUCCCCAAUGCCACCGGACACCCUGAUGGUAGGGAUGAAUACAUGCCGGUCGAAGAGUGUGGUAACAUCCUCAUUAUGGGCUUGGCUAUCGUGAACUCGCUUCGCUAUGAAGACUCUGCUGCCGCCUCGUCUAUCUGGUCAACACAGGGGUUGCCCUCAUCAAACCCCGAAAACGAGAAUUCUGGACUAUUCCCUCUUGAUAACCUGCAGGCGUUAUCUGGAAUUGCCCAUCAAGAUGGCAAAUGGGGUGGUGGUAGCAAGGGCCAGCACCAAGCUAAGAAAUGGGUGAAGCGGAGCUAUAGUCUUUGGAAACAGUGGACCGGAUAUCUAGUUGAAUUCUCUCUUGAGCCUGCUAACCAACUCUCCACCGAUGACUUUGCAGGCUGGCUGGCUCUCCAGACCAAUCUGGCUCUCAAGGGAAUUGUGGGCAUCAACGCCAUGAGUAAGAUCGCCGAGGUGGCCGGCCACGAUGCCGAUGCUGCUUAUUACAAGAAAAUCGCCAGCGACUACAUCGCCAAAUGGGAGCAGUUUGGCAUGUCCCGGGAUGGCUCCCAUGCUAAGCUUGCUUACGACUGGUAUGGCUCUUGGACAACGCUCUACAACCUCUAUGCCGACGCCCAGCUCUGCUUCCAUCUAGAGGAUACCGACACUGAUUCGCCUGGCUUCGUCCCACGUCACAUCUACCAGAAGCAGUCGGUUUGGUACCACUAUGUGCGUCAGAAGUACGGCCUUCCCCUUGACAGCCGUCACCUGUACACAAAGACCGACUGGGAGUUCUUCUCAAUGGCUGUCUCAUCCAAAGCUGUGCGUACAGAGGUCCUCGAAUCUGUCGCCCGCUGGGUCAAUGAGACCUCCACUGAUCGUCCAUUCACGGACUUGCACAACACAGAGGGUGACGGGGGCUUCCCUGGUCCGAACUUCUUCGCUCGGCCUGUCAUUGGUGGGCAUUUUGCUUUCCUGGCAUUGGAGCGUGCCUGUGGUGGAAAGGCCAUGGCUGGCCUGUCUUUCCUCGAGGAUAUCGAUAAAGAGACCAUGGCGGUUUGGAGCCAGAGUGCCGAGUCUGCCGCGAAAGAAUUCGCCAUGUCGGGGCUUAAUCGCCAUGGCGAGGAGCUGUAG
Molecule: messenger RNA, 2436 nt
Organism: Penicillium griseofulvum
Lineage: Eukaryota; Fungi; Ascomycota; Eurotiomycetes; Eurotiales; Aspergillaceae
Product: putative glutaminase
Exons: 5
Coding region: 1-2436 (811 amino acids)
Source: RefSeq, a predicted model, not a curated record